AUCACUUUCGCCAAAGCCAGAGCGGAUGGGAGUACCAAAAACCAACGAACGCCAUGACAUAUUGUAUUUUCGGUGUUAUCAUUAUUUAGACGCAAAUUCGCAAACUUGGCAUUAAAACAAACCCCUAAUCCCUAAUCUAUCAUGUUAAAAUUCCCGAUCGGAGACGCCGAUUCGAAGGAGAAAAUUUUCGUGUCAAACAGUUUUGGGGCUGUGGAUGGGGCCGAUUUAAUCCCAAUACACUGUGGGGGCAGAUUGAUUACACCCACUGUUUCAGUCAAUGAACUAGGAAAACAGUUACUGAAAGCGGCGGCUGAAGGCAAUGCCGAGGAAACCAGAGCGCUAUUAGACAGGGGGGCCCUCUUUACGGCCGAUUGGUUAGGGACCAGUCCGCUUCACCUGGCGGCGCGCAAUAACCACCUGGAAGUAGUGGAGAUCCUCCUUGCGGCCGGGAUUUCCCGCGAUGCUCGUACCAAGGUCGACAAGACUUCGCUCCACAUGGCUGCUGCUGAGGGUCACGUGAGCAUUGUUGAAACCCUCCUCGAGUAUGGCGCAGACCCCGACUGUCGUGAUUUGUUAGGGAUGACACCGUUGCAUUGGGCGGCCCAAAACGGCCACUUGGAAUGCGUCAAAGCCCUACUGAAGCACUACGCCCAAACGAACGUUGUUAAUAAGUUCGAUUUGACGCCAGCAGGUGUCGCUACGCAAAUAGACCGACAUGACAUAGUCGCCUUGAUUAAUAAGCAAAGCGGGGAGGUGGACGAGCCGACAAAUGCGGCCCAACAUUUGACCUUGGAGUUGAUGGAGAAUGGGGAUGAGGGAGGUUUGGAGGGGUUGGCGCAUGCGUCGGAGUCCAAUUCACCGAUUCCGCUAGAAACAAUUUUAAUGGAGGAUAAUGAAAGUUCGAUUGAUCCGGAAAAGCUACAUUUGAAUAAACAUCCAGAUGAGCAAAACCAAGACUUCUCCGAGUCGAUGAAAUUAUUACAAGAGCACGGAAUUACGAUGCUCCCGAAUGACGAUAGUAAUAUUUUAACGACAGUUAUGGAGACUGGACAUUCAGUUGUGUUAACCGAUGCUGGGAAACAAGUUUUGAACGCGUUUAAAGAGUCGGAACAGAAAGCAAAUUCCAUAAAUAAAAAAAUCAUAACUGUCACACCGCAAGAGUUUUUGUCGAUGACGUCAAGUUGUAGGAAUAAGUCGAAAAAUAUACUUAAACAAAUCAACGGACGGCUUGUACCAAAGAAUGUGAAACGGAUUGUGAUGAAGAAGAAUAAAGUGAUCCCGGUUUCGACUGUAAAUAAUAUAUAUAAAAUUUCGGGUCCUAAUGGCGUAACGGACAUGGAAACCGUGAUGACGCAGUUAAUCGAAGCUCGGAAAACGAUCGAAGAAUACAAAAUAAAGCUACUAAAAAAAGAGCAAGAAGCCGAGCGAUACAAACAGCAAUUAAUUAAAAUUAUUAAUGGAUGAUAGCUAGUAUCGCUGUUUUGCCAUAUUUUUAAUUGAUGGGUUAUAAAUAGCGCAAAAUUGUCCGGUUUUUGCCGGAAAUGUGCUGUUGGUGACUCGUUAUCUGAAGCGUAAUUAAACUUAAUUACUAUUUUUGUACAUUAAUAUACGAGUCUUCUUGUAUUUUGAGAGUGAUAAUUUGUGUAAUUUAUUUGUUUUGAAUUUUUUGUAAUGUUGUUGAACUAAUGUUGAUAAAAAAUACUAAAUGAGA
Tribolium madens (black flour beetle) is the source of this 1711-nucleotide messenger RNA. RefSeq names its product GA-binding protein subunit beta-1 (gene Atac3). NCBI's taxonomy places the organism in Eukaryota, Metazoa, Arthropoda, Insecta, Coleoptera, Tenebrionidae. Bases 142 to 1464 code for a protein of 440 amino acids. The record is from RefSeq and is a predicted model, not a curated record. Gene Ontology annotation, cellular component: nucleus. The transcript has 7 exons. Gene Ontology annotation, biological process: positive regulation of transcription by RNA polymerase II. Gene Ontology annotation, molecular function: protein binding; transcription cis-regulatory region binding.